Lactuca virosa is the source of this 1126-nucleotide messenger RNA. The record is from the annotation of a GenBank genome assembly. NCBI's taxonomy places the organism in Eukaryota, Viridiplantae, Streptophyta, Magnoliopsida, Asterales, Asteraceae.
GUCGUGCGCACUCCGCAGGGAAAAGUAUAUAGAUUAGGACGGUGCACACAGAUUCCAUUUGGAAACUUGGAACCAUUUCGCUGCCAAAUAUAAGUCUCUGUGUACUUGGAUUUCUAUCAAGUCAAUUGAUUCGCAGAACAAAUGGCUCUUCGAACACUAGUCAGUAGUGGGAAAACCCUAGGUCGAUUCUCCAGGUUUCAGCAACAGAUUCGUGGACUGCAGACGUUUACGCUUCCGGAUCUCGCCUACGAUUAUGGCGCUCUGGAGCCGGUGAUUAGCGGAGAGAUUAUGCAGCUCCAUCACCAGAAACACCACCAGGCUUACAUUACCAACUACAAUAAGGCUCUCGAGCAGCUUGAUGACGCCAUCGCUAAGGGUGAUGCCUCCACUGCCGUCAAAUUGCAGAGCGCCAUUAAGUUCAAUGGCGGAGGUCAUGUGAAUCACUCAAUUUUUUGGAAGAAUCUUGCUCCUACAAGUGAAGGUGGUGGUGAGGCACCACAUGGUUCUUUGGGGUGGGCUAUUGACCAACACUUUGGUUCAAUGGAAAAGUUGAUUGCCAAGAUGAAUGCUGAAGGUGCUGCUGUGCAGGGCUCUGGAUGGGUGUGGCUUGCAGUGGACAAGGAGUUGAAAAGGCUUGUGGUUGAGACAACUGCAAACCAGGACCCCUUGGUUACAAAAGGUGCAACUUUGGUUCCUCUGAUUGGCAUAGACGUUUGGGAGCAUGCAUACUACUUACAGUACAAAAAUGUAAGACCCGAUUAUUUGAAGAAUAUUUGGAAAGUCAUCAACUGGAAGUAUGCAAGCCAAGUCUAUGAGAAAGAAUGCCCUUAAAAGGAAAGACUUUUGACACCUUACCUACUACACACACGAUGGCAGGUGUAUGCUUCAUUUGGACAUGCAUGUAAUAAGUAAAGUCCCAUUUUUCCUUGGGGCUUGGCCUUUGUGUAUGUAUGUAUGCAAAUUGCAAAACAUGUAUAAACCCAUGUCUUGUUGUUUUGCUUUUUGCUUUUUGCUUUUUGCUUCUUGUAAUUGUAACCUCCCCUUUCUAGUUUCUGUUCGUUCAAAAAAACUAAGAGUUGAUGACAGUUGAUCCUGGUUUAUGUUUGUUGGUUGUUGUUUAUUCCAC